Molecule: messenger RNA, 2230 nt
Organism: Gekko japonicus
Lineage: Eukaryota; Metazoa; Chordata; Lepidosauria; Squamata; Gekkonidae
Gene: NOX4
Product: NADPH oxidase 4
Exons: 19
Coding region: 9-1757 (582 amino acids)
Biological process (GO): defense response; superoxide anion generation
Cellular component (GO): plasma membrane; NADPH oxidase complex
Molecular function (GO): superoxide-generating NAD(P)H oxidase activity
Source: RefSeq, a predicted model, not a curated record
AUGGCACCAUGGCCGUGUCCCGCAAGAGCUGGCUGGCCAACGAGGGGAGCAAGCACGUCCUCCUGCUGUUCUGGCUGUCUCUCAACGUGGGGCUGUUUUGGAAAACUUUCCGGCUGUAUUACCACGGGCCGCAGUAUUAUUACUUGCAUCAGAUGCUGGGGCUAGGAUUGUGCCUCAGCAGAGCUUCGGCAUCUGUCCUCAACCUCAACUGCAGUCUGGUCCUUUUGCCCAUGUGCCGGAUUCUCCUGGCUUUCCUCCGAGGAUCUCAGAAGGUGGCCAGCCGGAAAACGAGGAGGCUCUUGGAUAAAAGCAAAACUUUCCACGUAACCUGCGGCGUUACAAUCUGCCUCUUUUCAGUGGUCCAUGUCGCUGCACACCUGGUGAAUGCCUUGAACUUCUCUGUGAACUACAGUGAAGAGUUUCUCCCACUUAAUGCUGCCAGCUUCCAUGGCGAGGAUCCCAGGAAGCUCCUGUUUGCUACGGUAGCCGGAUUAAGUUGGGUACUUACCACCCUCUUUGUUUUUCUCUGCACUUUGUCCUUUGUUCUUUGCAGGGUUUCCAACUAUGACAUCUUCUCGUACACGCACAACCUCUUUUUCGUCUUCUAUUUGCUGCUGAUGUUGCACGUUUCAGGAGGGGUUCUAAAAUACCAAACUAAUCUAAAGGAACACCCUCCUGGAUGUUUUAACCCUAACAUAACAGUUCAGAGGGACGGGGAAGAAGUGGACAGUCUAGAAAAUUCACCCUCUGAACAUGACCAGCCUUCUGUCCCACGAGGUUCAGUGGAACUGGAUCCCACCACCCAAAACAGCUUCAUGGAAGUCUGUACAGAGGAACCAAAAUUCCAAGCACAUUUCCCUGAGACUUGGCUUUGGAUCUCCGGCCCAUUGUGUUUGUAUUGUGCGGAGAGGCUGUACCGCUACAUCCAGAGCAGUAAUAAACCUGUCACGAUAACGGCUGUGAUCAGCCACCCCUGUAACGUGCUUGAGAUACGGAUGAUGAAGGAAGGUUUCAGAGCAAGACCUGGACAGUACGUUAUUCUGCACUGUCCCAGUGUGUCGUCUUUGGAAAGCCAUCCAUUCACCCUCACCCUUUGCCCGACAGCGACCAGAGCGACUUUUGGCAUCCAUCUUAAAGUCGUUGGGGAUUGGACAGAGAGAUUUCGAGACAUGCUGUUUCUGCAUUCAAGUUGGGAUGCUGAGAUUUUGCCCGUCUUCCAACAGAGGCGUUAUCCCAAGCUGUACGUAGAUGGUCCCUUUGGGAGUCCCUUUGAAGAAUCUUUCAAUUACGAGGUUAGCCUCUGCGUGGCCGGAGGCAUUGGAGUCACUCCGUUUGCAUCGAUCCUCAGCACCCUGCUUGACGACUGGAAAUGCUACAAACUCCGGAGACUGUACUUCGUUUGGGUGUGCAGAGACAUCCGGUACUUCCACUGUUUUGCCGAUCUGCUCUGCAGCUUACAUAACAAGCUCUGGCAAGAAAACCGACCAGACUUUGUGAACAUUCAGCUGUACCUCACUCAGACUGAUGGGAUACAGGAAAUAAUUGGAGAGAAAUACCAAGUGCUGAACUCCCGUCUUUCUACCAGGCGACCUUGCUGGGAGCUCCUAUUUAACGAAAUCGCCAAGUGUAACCGACGGAAGACUGUCGGCGUUUUUUGCUGCGGACCAAACAAGAUCUCCAAAGCCCUUCACAAACUGAGCAACAGCAGCAAUUCUUAUGGGACGAGGUUCGAGUACAAUAAAGAAUCCUUCAGCUGAAAGCCUCCAGGACUGAGAAGGACUGCCCAGAAAGCUAAAGUGCAAUUUAAACAAGAGAAACAAAAAGACUUCAGAAUCUGCAGCAUAAGCCAGAUGCCACAUACGCCAAAGAAUAGCAAAGGUAUUUUUAAUUAUUAUUUGUUAUUUAUAACUAUUUAAAAACCUAGGAAGCAAAGGACACCAAAAAUACAUCCUUGGCGAUUAUGGCCAAAACCAAAACAUUCUUAGAAUCCGGCAGGUCAACUUUUACACCCUUUGAAUUAGCAGAAUAGAAUUAGAGAUUCAUAGUUGUUCAUGCGGCUCGGUUCAAGAUCAAUCCAUGCGGUAGCAGAAAUGUCUUCAUUGAAGACUGCAAAUUCCAGAAAGUGGGAUCGGUUGAACAAGCACUCGAGUGAUUGGACUGAGGGGGGAGGAAAACACAGAAUGCUUACAUUUGAAGUCAGAGUCUGCUCUACACUGGCAAAUAAAUAAAA